AACGUUAUGUAAUUGGGUAGAUGUGAAAUGCCUUGUUGUGGUCAGUUUCCUAUUCCCACCACCUAUCACUUCAUCAUAGCCUUUGCAAUACAAUGCACACAGCAUCAAACUCUUCAUAUGCGUAACUCUGUAGACCUGCAUGUGUACUGAAACAUUCAAGUCAACUCUAUUCGUGGGUUUUUCAUUUCAAGUCACUAAUUAUUCCAGUUCAAACCGAAGGAAACGCUUUCUCAGAAACAGUGACGCUGAUUUUGAGGCAUCUCCACGCAGGACUCUCUCAUCUCCCCUCCUUUAGGCAGCGCAGUGAAGGAAAGAGCUGCUCUACACACAGCAGCAGCAUCAUCAGCAACAGCAGGCAUCAAACCCAGCGCUUGCCGGGGUGCUUUGCCCCCACUUAAGACAUGGCGUCUGAAGACCGCUCGAAGACAGACCGCUGAGGAAGAGAAGUGCGUGAUGGAGUCUCUGUUUGGAGGGGAGCUGGGAUUGCUGGGAGGAAGUGAGGGAUUGAAGGAAGAUGGCUGCUGGGCAGGAUCGCCCUUACCUGAGGAUAUGUACUCGGCCUCCCACUUUGCCCUAAUCAGCGCUUACCAGGACAUUAAGACCCGACUGGCCGGCCUGGAGAGGGAGAACACUGACAUCAAAAGGAAGCUGAAGCUUUACGAGAUAAAGUUUCCUACAAUCAAUGACUUUGGCGAGGACAGGAACUCCUACUGCUCCUUCGAGCCCAAAGACACGGCCCUACUCCAGUCUGAGAAUGACAACCUGCAGCAGAGAAUCAACAUCCUCACCCAUGAGCUUCAAAAAGGUAAGGAGCGGGAGGAGCAGCUGGAAGAUGUUAUUCAAGCCUAUGAAAAGAUCCACAUGGAGAAGACUAAUCUCCAGAGAGACCUGGACAAGAUGACAUCUUUGGUGGAGAAACACAUGGAGCGCAUCCACAGUCUGGAGGCUGCUCUGAGGCAGCGAGACAGCUCUCUACACAAAUUCAACACACAACUGCACAGCAAAGACAUGCAGUACCUGCAGCUACAUGCCAGUCCUGACACACACAGGCUAGACUGCCCAGCUUUGACCCUCCAGAGCUCCCGCAGUCUAGAUACUCUCUCUGACCUGAAACUGCAGCGUUUGGAGGCCGAGCUAGAAGGGGCACGUCAUGAAGCCCAGGGGGCAUGUCAGAGGGAGGAGGAGAUAAAGGCUGAAUGUGAAAGACUGCAAAAAGAUCUAAGAGAUCUUCAGAACAACCAGAGACAACAGGUCCGUACCCUGCAGGAUGUGAGCUCCACUUGUGCCCAGUGUGACAUGGAAUGGAUAAAGAAGGUGGGAGAUGAACAAGUGAAUCUGGCUCUGGCCUACACUGAGCUGACUGAGGAGCUUAGCAGGCUGCAGGCACUGAGCACCAAACAGACUGAGAUCCUGAGAAAAGCCUCACAGGAAGACACAAGCCCAGUUCAACGACAUUCUCCUGUGCCACACCAGAGGCACUCACCUGUUCCACAGCGGCACUCCCCCAUUCAGCAGCGCCAUUCCCCAAUCCAACAGCGUCAUUCCCCAAUUCAACAGCACCAUUCCCCUAUCCAGCAACGUCGCUCUCCGGUGCUGCAGCGUCUCUCCCCGGACAUGCACCGCCGCUCGCCACUGGCCGAACUUAAUGAUGGCCCAGCUUCCUACACCUGCAGACCCCCCACUCAACAUCUAAGAGCUAGUUUCCAAGGGCGCCGCAGUUACUCAGAGGUCGCAGACCCUUCAGCCUAUCAGCGUCCACCUCGAUUCACCCUUGACCCUGUCUCCACCUUGCCUAAGCCUCGUCCUUAUGUUGAGAGUUACCACAAACAGCAGCAACAACAGCAACAGCAGCAGCAGCAUGGCCACAUCCUGGCCCAAAGGCGAGGCUCCCAGCCUGGGAAUCAGACCAUAGGUGGAGAAGGAAGUAUGGCUGAAUCACCUAGACACACCAGAGAGCUCUCUUUCCAGCAUGUGGAAUUGUCACAUCUGCAUUAUGAGCCUCAGCCUGCUCCAGCAGCACUACAUACCUCUCCACAGCCACCACACUCUUCAGAGGAUGAGGAAGAGUGGACCUGCCCUCACCCCAUCAGUCCUCCGCGAACACUGGGGACCUCUGGCCCCACCUCGAGCAUGAGAGGCCCUGCUUCCUGUUCAGCCUUCCCCAUCCCUGCUCGCCCCAACACCUUAAGCUGCCACCCACCUGGAUACCUGCAUGCAGAACAUGCCCAGUCCUGGCCUUCCAUUAAUCUGUGGAUAGAGACAGAGGAGGAGAGUGAUGUGAGGAGCUGCCCAUUGUGCCAACUAAUCUUUCCUGUCGGCUACCCUGAUGAUGCCCUGAUCAAGCACAUUGACUCGCACUUGGAAAACAGCAAGAUUUGAGACCACAACCACUACACUGCUCCUUAAACCCAUUUUAACACUCAUAAAGUGUCAAACAGCCUUAGCUGGCUGAAUUAAACUAAAGGCAGAAUGAGCCGGUCAACUUGGUCAAGUCCUCAUAUCCUGAGGAUUAGCAGAGAUUUACAGUAUGCGGUGUCUAUGGUUAUAAUUAGAAAUGGCACUAAGAGAUAAAGGAUUUACAAAAAUUUUUGACUCAAUGUUGACUCAAUUUAAUUCUUUUAACAAUUGUCUAUUUUGAUAUCAAGCUAAAUCUUAGAGUUAUUACACACCGACUCUCCUUAAAACAGACAGUAAUACAGUCAUAUACAGAUGCACCGUAAUAAACAUUGUGUUCAUUUGGCUCCAGGCAGACUUAUAAAAAAUAUGAGGCAUUAUUUCAAUACUGGCUGUUUUUUCUGUGCAGGAUCUAUUCUGUUAUUUUAAACUAUAGCUUCCAUGAUCUUUCACUGUAUAUUUCAGUUCCAUAAGCCACACAGCUUCAUAAUGAGUGAUUGAAGACUGUGUAAAUAUAAUAUAGAGAAAUUGGUGUCCUGCAGGGCAGAACAUCACGGUCAUUUUAAAAGUGUCAAUAUAAUACACUGGCCAAUGACUACAUUUGUAUGUUGGUCUAAAUGUCAGCACUUUAUACAAACCCUUACUAUUUAAUAUAUCUUUACAAAUAUUACUGGCUUAGUGUCAGUAAUAUUUGUAAUAUCUUUACAAAUAUUACUGACACUAACCCAAAAAAUAAAAAUAUGGUAUAGAUACAAUUUAUUUUUAAUAUCACCAAAUGUUUCUCUUAAACACAUCUUAGAAUAUUAAAACCCUUUAACAAAACUGUACGUAGUUCAUAAUACAACACAUACGUCAACACGGUAUGUCAACUUGGAACUGCAUCUAUUGUUGUCUUCCUGUAUGCAAAAUUAAAGUAAUUUCCAAGAUCCAUGAUACAAAUAACUGCAUAAACAAAGAUCAGAUGCUAAUAACUAACAAAUGACCAAUGGAUAUAACUCGUACUUUUCAUCCUUUGAGUAAAAGUUCUCUGAAUGUCAAAAAUGCCUUAACAUAACAAAACUAAAUAUAAUGAUGUUGCAGUUUUUGACACAGUGUUAAUAUAAAUUUCACAGUUAGUUCACUUAUUACACACACACAUAACCUUUUUCCUUAAGAGUCAGCACUCUCAAACUGACUCAUUUUCCAGUGAACUACACAGUCGAUAGUAUGGAUGUAUCUAAGUUGUACUUGACAAAAUAAGGAUUCUUUUUACGACCAAAUUGCAAAGCUGUUGUAUCAAAAUGCUUUAUGUACUAUAAAUGUACUUGAUCUGUAUUUAAAACUAUUUAAGUGUAUUAAAUUGUAAAAUUUACUCUGUAUAUAGAUAGGCAUUUUGCAGGCUCAGAGGAGAGAAAUUAGAUUGCUGAAAAGCAGAAGGAAAGUUUGCUAAGCACUACAUGCGUUGUUUUAAUUCUACCCUGGAGGCAAAAGAAACAAAUUCAGUAAGCUAUUUUAAUUAGCUACAUUUCUAGCUAUUCUCUAGUGUGUGUCCUCUAUUGUGAACUCUUUUUUUUUUCAAUUUCUAUUACCAUUGUGAAUAUCCAGGACACUAAAUAUACCAGUGACCCAAUUAUUGAGCUACUAAAGAGAGAAAGUAGAACAGCAUGAUCGCACCAGUAAAUCCUAAACAGAUACUGGCUUUCACAUGCAAGGGAAGACCACCAAGUCUAAACACACUGUCAAGAUUAUAAACAGGAAAUGGUGAAAGAUUUCAGUAUCCUGACAGCUAAAAAAAAACACUUUAUAAUCAUGCGAUGUAAAGGGGAUCAUUUAGUCUGGCUACAUAAGUGACCAAGAAAUGAGAUCAACAAUACACUAUAAUCAUCACAGAGACAGAUUGGGAAUAGCCAGGUUUAGAUUUUGACUAAAAGUAAUGACCAAGUACCAAUCAAGCAUAACAUGUUCAUAUUGGUUAAAGUGCAAAGCCUAAUGUUUUUAACUCGUGGUUCAGAAACGCAGACCGGUGCAUGCGCAGGGUGUCUGCUACACAACAGCACAUACAACUCACAUACUGUACAUCAAUCUAGCACCUUUAUCCAGAGUCCUACAGUGUAGAAACAAAGCAAAAUGUAAGCCAUUAUUCACAAGAGUUCACUCAGGAGUUAUUUAAAGAGCUAUUGCUGACGUUUCUCAUUCUUAGACAUGACUUCUCAGAAAAAAUAAUGCAAGCCCUCUCUGGAUCUUCUUCUCUUUUAGCCCUGUUGUUUGGUGUGUGACUACUUUGUGAUAUUCUUAAAUAACUCAGGGGAUAAGACUUUGUGAAUAUGGCUCCUGUAAUGGUGAACUCCAAAAUGUCAUUCACAGGAAUGGAGUGAUCACUUGCCAAAUCUGUGCAAGCAGAGAGUGCACUAAAAGAGUUAGGUUCUCAUAGACAUAUUUUUGUGAUAGCAAGAAAUGACAUUAAAAAGUCUAUAAAAUGAAAUAUUCAAAAUAAAUGCAUAAUGUGUCAUAUUUUAUUGUUUCUGUAAAUAAAAUGGUAAAUAAAAUGGAACAUGCACUCA
This is a messenger RNA of Tachysurus fulvidraco (yellow catfish), 4934 nucleotides long. RefSeq names its product TBK1 binding protein 1 (gene tbkbp1). The transcript has 10 exons. NCBI's taxonomy places the organism in Eukaryota, Metazoa, Chordata, Actinopteri, Siluriformes, Bagridae. Bases 454 to 2379 code for a protein of 641 amino acids. Gene Ontology annotation, biological process: canonical NF-kappaB signal transduction. Gene Ontology annotation, cellular component: cytoplasm. The record is from RefSeq and is a predicted model, not a curated record.